Rubroshorea leprosula is the source of this 1684-nucleotide messenger RNA. NCBI's taxonomy places the organism in Eukaryota, Viridiplantae, Streptophyta, Magnoliopsida, Malvales, Dipterocarpaceae. The record is from the annotation of a GenBank genome assembly.
GGUCUCAUUUUCCCGCCAUUUCCCUGAAUCUCAGACUGUGCGCCGGAGAGAGGGAAUCCAGAAAUCAAUGGGGAGAGACAAAGAAAAGGAAAAACAAAGACAAAAACGAAAUCCGUCAGAGGAAGUUCUAAAUCUCCUUCGAAGCAGACUCUGUAACCCUAAUUUCAUCUUCAGGCUCUUCUCCGAUUCUCCCGAAAGCAACUACAGCAAGUUGAGGUUUAUAAUAUCAAGUUCAAUCACUGAGGCAUCCAACAAUUCCAUUCUGCUUCUUGGUCCGCGGGGGUCGGGGAAAGUCGCGGUUCUGGAUCUUGUUCUCGGUGAUUUGUUGCAAGAAUAUCCUGAUGCAAUAUCUGUGAUCAAAUUGAAUGGUCUUUUGCACAAUGAUGACAUUAGUGCAUUCAAGGAGAUUGCUAGACAGUUAUGUGUGGAGCAUCAACUGCUGUUCUCAAAAAUGGCAUCGUUUGAUGAUAACUCCCAGUUUAUGAUAGCGAUGUUGCGAGAAUGUGGAUUAGCACAUAAAACAAUCGCCUUUGUACUUGAUGAGUUUGAUCUAUUUGCUCAGGGAAAACAAAAGUUACUCUAUAGCUUACUAGACGCAAUGCAGUCGGUAACAUCACAAGCUGUUGUCAUUGGUGUGAGUUGUCGGAUGGAUGCUGACCAACUUCUUGAAAAAAGAGUGAGAUCUCGUUUCUCACAUAGAAAGCUUUUGUUUCUUCCUCCAUCCAAGGAGGACAUAGAAAGAUUGUUGGACCACCUUUUGGCUUUGCCUUUGGAUUCAAGCCUUCCUCAUAAGUAUGCUGCCGAAUUCAACGGAAAGCUUAAAGCAACUCUAGCAGAUGCGAGAUUCAAACAAAUAAUUGAUACGUAUUUAAAUUCCAAUUUCACUGUUAACCACUUGAUGAGAUUCCUAUUUCAAGCUGUUUCUUAUAUGGAUCUGGAAUCUGGCUUCCUAUCACUUGAGAAUUUCAAAACUGCACUUUCCAGUAUUCAACGGCAGCCCAAGAUGGAAUGCAUCAGAGAUUGUUCCAUAGCGGAACUCUAUCUUCUAGUAUGCAUGAGAAGAUUAGAAGUUAAGGAGCAGAACUCAUACAACUUCCAUUCUGUGAUGACAGAGUACAAGAGCAUACAUGACUCAUUCAAGACAUCCGACUAUUAUUCAAGAAAUGUUUGUUUACGGGCAUUUGAACACCUUCUACAACGGGAGAUAAUUCGUUUUACUGAUACUCGAGGAAGCAGUCAAUCUAUUGAUUUUCGUCCUGUAAAGCUUCUCAUUUCAUCAGCUGAACUUCAUGAGGGAUUGAAAUCAUAUCAUUCCUGUCCAGCAAUGCUUCUCAAACUAAUGGACCAUUAAAAUGUUAAUUCUGAAGUGGCUGGGGCAGUGGUGACAGCCAAUUAACUGCUCCUCAUGCAUAACCAAGGAAAUCAGGGCAACACCAAAGCAUUUUCAUGUUACAAGUCCACCCAUCAUUUUCAGAGACCCAAUAACUUUUUGCUGUUUUACACAGAUGCAUUUGCAUGAAUUCUGUGUUAGAAAUAUGUAAUUUAUGUUUCUUACUUUGUAAAUUGUAAUCCAGUCCAUUGUUUUCAUAUCUGAAAAGGUAGAUAUACUGUUUUUACAUUUUAUUCUACUUUGUAAUUCUGCCCUUAAAUUUUAACACAGAAAUCGUCGAUAAGAUCCUAGGAU